Molecule: messenger RNA, 3395 nt
Organism: Abrus precatorius (Indian licorice)
Lineage: Eukaryota; Viridiplantae; Streptophyta; Magnoliopsida; Fabales; Fabaceae
Product: receptor-like protein 32
Exons: 2
Coding region: 674-3085 (803 amino acids)
Molecular function (GO): protein binding
Source: RefSeq, a predicted model, not a curated record
AUAUAGGAAAUUUCUCUACACCCUUCACCUUCACCUUUAUCUCUCUCAAUUCUCUAUAGACAUUAUGUGUACUUUCAAUUGGCUAUAAAUAGUGUGUGUUUGCAUUUGUUCCUUAACCAAAACCAUCCAUGGGGCGAUUCCUUGUACUGUGUUUGCACUUGUUCCUCUUCCUUUUUGCAUCCUUCCAUUCCCAUUCCUAUUCCUUAGCUCAUUCCCACGAUAGCUUUACCUUGCUUCAAUUCAAGAACUCCUUCACUGUUGAUAUCACUCAUUAUUAUAAUUCUUCCUAUUUUUAUUAUCGAUCUCCUUGCCCACGUCCGUAUCCGAGGACAAAAACAUGGAAAAAUGGAACAGACUGCUGCUCAUGGCUUGGGGUCACGUGCCAUCCGACAUCGGGUCACGUGAUCGCACUCGAUCUCACCUGCAGUGGGCUUUCUGGUAAAAUCGAAGCAAACAGUAGCCUUUUCCGUCUCUCUCAUCUCCAAUCACUCAAUCUCGCUUUCAAUAAUCUCUCUCAAUCUCCAUUGUCGUCUCUCUUUGGAGGGCUUACGAGUAUGAGUAUCACACAUCUCAACUUGUCUGGCUCUCUCAUUGAAGAUGGAAAGAAAGGAGUUGGAAGAGGCUGCUCCAGAACGCAACACUUUUAAGGGACCUUGUUUUGGAUUAUACAGAUAUGUCUUCAACUUCAAUCAAACCAAUCAAUCUCGCUUCAUCUCUCAAUAUCUUGCAUCUUUCACGAUGUCAGUUCCAAGGAUCAAUUCCUCCCUCUUUCUCUAACCUCACCCAUAUUACUUCCUUGGAUCUCUCACGGAACGAACUCAGUGGUUCAAUCCCAUCCUCUUUCUCUAACCUCACCCGUCUCACUUCCUUGGAUCUCUCAGGAAACAACAUUGGUUCAAUCCCAUCCUCUUUCUCGAACCUCACCCGUCUCACUUCCUUGUAUCUCUCAUCCAACAAACUCAGUUCAAUCCCAUCCUCUUUCUCUAACCUCACCCGUCUCACUUCCUUGGAUCUCUCAGGAAACAACCUCAAUGGUUCAAUCCCAUCCUCUCUCUCUAACCUCACACAUCUUACUUCCUUGGAUCUCUCAUCCAACCACCUCAACGGUUCAAUCCCAUCCUCUUUCUCUAACCUCACCCAUCUCACUUCCUUGGAUCUCUCAUACAACAACCUCGAUGGUUCAAUCCCAGAUAUGUUUGGUGGGCUAAUCAAUUUGGAAGCCGUCCGUCUCAAUGACAACAAAUUAGGAGGACAAAUCCCAUCUUCAUUGUUUGACUUAACUCAUCUUUCUCUUUUGGAUUGUUCUUAUAAUCAAUUAGAGGGCCCUCUGCUUACCAAAAUAACUGGCCUUUCUAACCUAACUUAUUUAAGCUUAAAUAACAACUUACUAAACGAGACAAUUCCCUCUUGGUGUCUGUCUUUGCCAUCCUUAGAGUAUCUAGAUUUGUCCAGCAACAAGCUGCAUGGCAAUAUUCCACAGUCAAUUUUCAGUCUUGCAAACCUUACUCUCUUAGAUUUGUCAUUUAACAACUUGAGUGGUCUUGUCUACUUUCCACUCUUCUCCAAGCUUCAAAAUCUGAAAACUAUUUCCCUUUCUCAAAAUACUCAAUUGUCAUUAAACUUUGAAUCCAAUGUAAAUUACAGUUUCCCUAACCUAUAUGAAUUGAAGUUAUCUUCUUUAGGUUUAACCGAAUUUCCUAAACUUCAAAGAAAAUUGUCGACUUUGGGGCUUCUCGAUUUAUCAAACAAUAAACUUAAUGGAAGAGUGCCCAACUAUUUAUGUGAAAUGGAUUCAUUACGAAAUUUGAACCUCUCUCACAACUUUUUGACAUCCACGUGCCAAUUCUUAGAGAAUCAAGAGCUCGAAUGCCUUGAUCUCAGUUUCAACUUGCUGGCUAAUGACAUUUCCUUGUCAAAAUGCAAUGCAAGUUCACUUCAGAUUCUCAACUUGUCCCACAACAAUUUCACAGGCACCAUUCCACAAUGCCUUGCAAACUUGUCAUCUCUGUCCGUUUUGGAUCUACAGAUGAACAAACUUUAUGGAACAUUCCCAAGUAACUUUUCAAAAAACAAUAAUUUCGCAGUUCUGAAUCUCAAUGACAACCAAUUAGAAGGUCUUUUGCCAAAAUCUUUGUCUAACUGCAAAAAUCUGGAGGUUUUAAAUGUUGGGAACAAUCAAAUAGAAGACACAUUUCCACAUUGGCUUCAAACUCUACCACUUUUGAAAGUAUUAAUUUUGCGAGCCAAUAAAUUGCACGGUCCCCUUGCUAGUUUAAAGACCAAACAUCCAUUUUCCGGUUUAAUUAUUUUGGAUAUCUCAUCCAAUAAUUUCAGCGGCCUAAUACCAAAAGCCUAUCUAAAAAGUUUUAAAGCCAUGAAGAAUGUCAUUCAAAAGGCCGAAAUGGGUAACAGAUUGCAAUACUUGGAAAGUGAUUCAGGAGAUCUAAUAUACAUUGAUUCUGUGACUGUAACAACAAAAGCGAUCAGAAUGACGCUCUUGAAAAUUCCAAUGAACUUUGUAAACGUUGAUUUAUCGAGAAACAAAUUUGAAGGAGAGAUUCCAGAUGUUAUUGGAGAGCUUCAUGCACUCAGAGGGCUCAACCUUUCGCAUAACAGACUCAAUGGUUCUAUUCCCCAGUACCUGGGAAAUUUGACAAACUUGGAAUCAUUGGAUCUCUCCUCCAAUAUGCUCACUGGCAGAAUUCCUGAAGAAUUAAUGAAUUUGAAUUUUCUUGAGGUCUUGAAUCUUUCUCAAAACCAUCUUGUUGGAGAGAUACCUCAAGGAAAACAGUUCAAUACUUUUUCAAAUGAUUCCUAUGAAGGAAAUUUGGGGUUAUGCGGACUCCCAUUGUCAAAAAAAUGCAGAAACAACCAUGAACAACAAUCUCCACCUUUAUCAACCAUGCAGCAUGAACAGAAAUUUGGAUUUGGUUGGAAACCGGUGGCUAUAGGAUAUGGAUGUGGAAUGGUAUGUGGAAUGGGCAUAGGAUAUUGUGUGCUGUUAAUAGGAAAGCCUGAAUGGCUUGCGAGGAUGGUUGGUGGUGGGCCUAAUAAAAGGGUGAAAAGGAUGACAAGGAUGAAUUAAUGGAUACGUGACAUUGCUUGAGAAUGUCUUGUAAUAUGAAUUUGUUUUACUCUUUUUUGAGGGGAGGGUGGUGUACUAGACUAGGAUAUAUUUUAUUUGCCUUGAUCUUGUAUUUUUAUUUUAUUUAACUCAUAUAAUUGUUCAUAUUGGUCACAUAUCAACAGGUGAUGUCCUAUAUUUAAAAAAUUGUUAUGGCUUGGAUUUAGUGAUCCAACCCUAUGAAGUUGAUUGUUAGAAAAACACAUAUCUUGUGGUGGUAGCAGCUUAUGGUACCAGGUAGUUUGUAGAACAUGUUUAGAUGCAACCUUCG